Molecule: messenger RNA, 786 nt
Organism: Pestalotiopsis fici W106-1
Lineage: Eukaryota; Fungi; Ascomycota; Sordariomycetes; Amphisphaeriales; Sporocadaceae
Product: 60S ribosomal protein L8
Exons: 3
Coding region: 1-786 (261 amino acids)
Biological process (GO): ribosome biogenesis
Cellular component (GO): ribonucleoprotein complex
Source: RefSeq, a predicted model, not a curated record
AUGCCUCCCAAGUCUGGUAAGAAGGCCGCCCCGGCCCCGUUCCCUUCCUCGAAGGCGGGUAAGAAGGCUCCCAAGAACCCUCUCAUCGAGAAGCGCCCCCGCAACUUCGGUAUCGGCCAGGACAUCCAGCCCAAGCGCAACCUUUCGCGCAUGGUGAAGUGGCCCGAGUACGUCCUGCUCCAGCGCCAGCGCAAGAUCCUCAACCUGCGCCUGAAGGUUCCCCCUGCCAUCUCGCAGUUCCAGCACGUCCUGGACCGCAACACUGCCGCCCAGGCCUUCAAGCUCCUCAACAAGUACCGCCCUGAGACCAAGGCCGAGAAGAAGGAGCGUCUUACCAAGGAGGCUACCGCCAUCAAGGAGGGCAAGAAGAAGGAGGACGUCUCCAAGAAGCCCUACACCGUCAAGUACGGUCUCAACCACGUCGUUGGCCUGAUUGAGAACAAGAAGGCUUCCCUCGUCCUGAUCCCCAACGAUGUCGACCCCAUUGAGCUCGUCAUCUUCCUGCCCGCUCUCUGCCGCAAGAUGGGUGUCCCCUACGCCAUCAUCAAGGGUAAGGCCCGUCUCGGUACCGUGGUCCACAAGAAGACCGCUGCCGUCCUGGCCCUGACCGAGGUCCGCUCCGAGGACAAGUCUGAGCUCUCCAAGCUCGUCACCGCCGUCAAGGACGGCUACCUUGCCAACUCUGAGAGCGCUCGCCGCACCUGGGGUGGUGGUAUCAUGGGCGCCAAGGCCCAGAAGCGUGAGGAGAAGAAGCAGAAGGCUCUCGAUGCCGCCAUCAAGGUUUAA